Molecule: messenger RNA, 2487 nt
Organism: Aspergillus mulundensis
Lineage: Eukaryota; Fungi; Ascomycota; Eurotiomycetes; Eurotiales; Aspergillaceae
Exons: 1
Coding region: 1-2487 (828 amino acids)
Biological process (GO): guanosine tetraphosphate metabolic process
Molecular function (GO): protein binding
Source: RefSeq, a predicted model, not a curated record
AUGGCGGACUCUAAGGAGACCAAAUUGCAUCAGAUUACAACAUAUGCCAAACAGCGCUAUCCAGCGUAUUUCAGGCUUGCACAACUUCUGAAAGAGGAGCUUACGCACCUGAUUCAACCAGUGGCCCCGCAUGCUCUCGUGCAGACCCGACCAAAGUCCGUCUCCAGCUUCGCAGAGAAGAUCUUUCGAAAACCACACCACGACCCCUGUGCCGAAUACACAGACCUGUGCGGGGGCCGAGUAAUCACGCAUACAACUGAUGAAGUCCAGGGCGUCGUCAGGGCCCUGAGGGAUCGGUUCGAGAUCGAUGCGGAGAACUCGGUUGACCAUACGCACCGUCUCCAAUCCAGGGAGUUUGGAUACCGGUCUGUCCAUUACAUCGUGCGAUUCAGAAGGGGCGACUUCAAGCCAGGGUAUGAAAACAUCAGGGACAUGGAGAAUCCGCGCGCCGAGAUCCAAGUGCGGACUUUGCUCGAGCAUGCGUGGGCAGACAUCUCGUACGAGUAUGCGUACAAGCCGGACUUCCAGAUGCCCAGGGAGCUCCAACGCGAGGUCUAUUGUGCGGCGGCCAUUCUUGAGGAGUCAGACGAGGUGUUUUCGCGAGUCCGCAAGGGCCUGACCUCGUACAAGGGCCAUUACCGAACGUACAUGAGCCAAGAGGAGAUCUUGAAACAGAUCGACCUCCUGCAAUUUGUUCUAUGCACCGACGAGGCAUCGCAGUCUGAGAGAGUUGGCCUGGCCGCUAGAAUUGGAUCUCUGGCAGUGGAGCUUGAGAAACCCGAUGUUUGGGCUGGCGCUGUCGAGAUCCUAUCCAAGGCCGCGGCGGAGCCCCCUAGCGUCGAAAGUCCGGUGGUUUUUCUUCGAUUGGGAGUCUUGACGUGCAACCUGCACUCGCCGGACAGUCCAGAAUACGGUGAGGGACAGAAACACCUGCAGAAAGCGAUUGACCUCGCCCCGUCGGAUAUCGAGGCCCACAUUGCUCUUGCACGCACAUUUGAGGAUCGCGGGGACAACGACAGUGCCCGGAAGCACUACUCAGAUGCAUUCUCGAUCGACCCUUCCAAUCCUGGAGUUCUCAGCAGGUUUUUGGGUCUGGAGCUUAGCACCAAUGAGUCCCCCUCGACCAUUCGCUAUCUUCAGCCCGUUAUUCGGACGGCCAUAUCGCGAUCCCGCGAGCAGAUCAACGUCAGAGUCAAUCUUCCAUGGGCGUACUAUGAUACUGGAUUCUUCCACGUGCUUCUAGAGGAGUGGGAGCCCGCCUUGACUUCUUACUGUCAGGGGUUGAACAUCACCAACACAGAAUACGUGGCCACCAGAUCUGCCAAGUUGCUCCGGUCAUUGGAAUCAGAUGCAGUGCCUGAGAGGCUGCGGUGGACCGUGAAUCAGGCACUGGUACUUAUAGGUUUAUUCUCAAAGAGGUUUGGAUGGGAAGUAGACACGCCGUACGAUUUCAAGCUCACCGGGCCUGUGGUGAUAAUCUCGGGAUCAAGGACGGAUCUGGAUGAGCAAUCUCGCCAGCUACAUGAACGAAUACUCCGUCCCUUCCUUCUACACUUUAGCGGCAUGGUCAUAAUCGAGGGAGUAACCUCCGGCAUAAGCAAGAUCGUCGGCAAGGUCUUCACUGAGAACCCCAGCCUCUCCAGUGCCAUCGACCUAGUGGGCUAUGUGCCUCGCGGUGUCCCAUACAACAUACCCAACGAUAUCCGCCACUACAAGAGGAUUAUCACGGUGGACGAAGAGGAGUACUCUCCGCGGCUCCCUUUGCAAAAGUGGUCCGACAUUCUACGAUCACAGAUCGAUAUUGCCAGCGUCAAGAUCCUUGGAAUUGGCGGCGAUAGGGUCUCGGGGUUCGAAUACCUGAUGGCCGCCGCACUCGGAGCAGAAGUGGGCCUUCUAAAGGGGAGCAAAGGGAAAGCAGAUUCGAUACUGGAGGAUGAGGCCUGGAAACACUCGAAAUCCCUGAUCUCGCUGCCUCAGGAUCCGAUGACAAUCUCUGUCUUCCUCGCCCCUCAAUCCGGUAGGAUGAAAGACAGCUACCGCGAGGACAUCGCACGAGCCAUACACGAGCAUUACCAGCACGACCAACGGAGAUUGUUACCAGCCAACAUGGCAUCAUGGGACGACCUGGUCGAACACCUGAAGGAAUCAAAUCGUCUUCAGGCGGACCACAUUGCCGACAAGCUGCGGCUUAUGGGAUGCGAGAUUCGCCCGAAGCCGGAAGGAUACGCUUACCCCCUGGUUCGGAAACUGAAGCCAGACGAGGUAACCAGAAUGGCAGAGCAGGAGCAUGCCAGGUGGAAUUGCGAGCGGCUGAGAGAUGGAUGGGUUUGGGGACCGGAAAAGGAUAUCAUGGGCAAGAUCAGUCCGUACAUCGUGAGCUGGGAACAGUUACCGGAUGAUGUGAGGGAAUGGGACCGUCAAGCUGUUGCACGGAUCCCUCGGCUACUGGCAGAGGUUGGUCUCCAGAUCCAGGAUAUUGGUGGCUGA